Molecule: messenger RNA, 388 nt
Organism: Adineta ricciae
Lineage: Eukaryota; Metazoa; Rotifera; Eurotatoria; Adinetida; Adinetidae
Source: the annotation of a GenBank genome assembly
AGAUAUAUAUGGCAGUCAGACUCAAAUUGAGGUUAAAGAUAUUUUCGAACAAUGCAACGAUCAGAACAAAUGCACCUUAGUUCUUGGUAGCCCUGGUAUUGGACACUCAACCUUUUGUCGAUAUGCUGCUCAUCAAUGGGCUACAGGAAUCUUAUGGCCAGAAUAUGAACUAGUGGUCUUGGUUUCGUUGCGCCGUUUGACGACACGUUAUUAUCCUCCAUUACCAUGUGGCAGCAAUUAUUCUCUAAUUGACGUUAUAAAACGAGAAUAUUUUGCUGAUUCUCCUCUAUCAGAAAACGAUCAAAGACUUCAGAAAGAGCAGCUCGAUAAUAUACAUACGUUAUGGCUCUUAGCUGGUUACGACGAAAUCGUGCUAGAUGUACCAGCU